AUGGGUAAGAAGAAGGUUAAAAACAGUCAGGGACUCAGCAGCAUUGCUUCUACCAGCAGUCCCAUCCUGGAGGUCUCCUUCCCCGAACCUUUAUUUGCAUUGCGUUGUCAUCCUGAAAAACCUCUAAUAUUCUCAGGACAGGCUUCAGGCCAUGUUAUGUGCCACAGAUACGAUGCCAAAGUUUUACAAACGCGCAUGAAACGGAGCGAGGAAGUUGCUGCGAAAUCUAGCUCCAAAAAAGGAGAAGAAGAAGACGAAAAAACCAAAAAAAAGUUCUGGGUCGUGGUUGAAGCCAAAGACGACGGCAGCACUGACACCGAGGGUCUAAAAUUGCAAUGGAAGACUAAAAGACACAAGGGAAGCGUGCGUGCCAUGUGUUUGGAUGCUGAUGGAACGCAUCUUUACACCAUUGGUGUGGACUGCGUGCUGAAAAAGGCCAACUCAGAAACCGGUAAAGUGGUCAAAAAAAGACAGAUCACUGAAGAUAUUGGUGUCAAAGUCACGAAGCUCGUCAAAUCAAACACUCACCCAUUUUUACUGGUUGGAGACGAAAAUGGGAAUGUUCUGGUCCUGGACAGUGAAACUUUGGCUCUGAAAACCACGAUCCGGAAAAUUCACUCGGGCGAUGCCAUCAACGACAUUUUCCCCUUCACAGCACAGUCGGUUUACAAAUUCAUCUCCGUGGGCCAAACCACGUUGGCGUACUGGGACUCUCGGGAAUCUAAUGACUCGGACUUCAAGAUCCCGGCCGAUGAUCUGGAAGCAAAGCGUAAAGUUCGGCUGAGUGACGACCAGGAAGACGAGAUCCUGUGUGGAACGUUUGUGGAUCCCCAGAACGGUGAUACACUGGUGUGCGGCAUGGGUGAAGGUCUUCUCACGGUUUGGAAGCCCAAGAAAAACGACCUGGUCGAUCAGAUCAGUCGUAUCAAGGUCAAGAAAAAUGAAAGCUUGGACUGCGUGGUGCCUACUCUGCAAGACGAUGACUCCGUAUGGACCGGCUGUUCUGAUGGCCAAGUUUACAAAGUCAACGUCAAGACAGGGAAGAUAACCGAGAUCCGCAGGCACAGCGGGAUGGAUGAAGUUGUUUUCCUGGAUCUCGACUGCGAAUACCGCCUUGUUUCCGGUGGGAUGGACAAGAUCAAGCUCUGGGAGCUGGUGGAAGACGAAGCAGAUGCCGCGGAUGAGUUUUCUGCGGUUGACAGUGACAGUGGCGACGACAGUGACAGCGAAAGUGACAGCUCUGCUCUGAAUGAAAAUUCCGAUUCGGAGGGAGAUUCCGUCUCUGAUUCUGAUGCCGAAUCGGCUCCGGGUGAUGAUGAUGAUGAUGAUGACUCGGGCGAAGAAGGAGAGCUUGUGGGACUCAGCAAGGAAGAUUUGCUCAAAGAAUUGGACAAAGAUCUCACUGGAAGUGACGAUGAAGGUGGAAAAUCCGGCACGAAGGAAAAACACGCAAGGCAACGCGACGAUUCCAAGCUCGCGUCCAAGAAGCAGAAGCUCGAGCAGAAGCCCUUGACGUCCAAGCAGCUUCGUAACCUGCAGAAACAAGAGCAUGGAAUCAAGAAAUUUUCUGGGCUGUAA
Messenger RNA from Lachancea sp. 'fantastica', 1578 nucleotides. NCBI's taxonomy places the organism in Eukaryota, Fungi, Ascomycota, Saccharomycetes, Saccharomycetales, Saccharomycetaceae. The record is from the annotation of a GenBank genome assembly.